AUGGCAUUGAGCGACGCGUGCUUCGCUUCGCCCCUCUUACGGUGCGUCAUGCAGACUUUUUCAAACAAUUGCGACUGCAGAUCGCCUCGAGAGAGAGGAAAAAGACACGAAUUGACGCAUUUAUUCUGAUCUGUGAAACUUUGCCCGGCUCGCACGGUUUCAAAAAGCAACAAGUACGGCAACGAAAUCUUUGUGAGUUUUGUUUUUGGUGCGUGCUCCCGUAAAAUUUUUCCUUGCUUGCUGAUUCAAGAUUAGCUACCCUGCCACGUUGCUGCAAUCUCUCAUGUUGAUGGCAUGCCCAUCUAUCAGACCUCUGCCGCCCCGAACCGCGUCCACUUUACAAGAUCUUCGGACCGAGUGCUGCUGCACGUCUUUGAUCGCAAAGAGGGAGGCGAGAGCGGGAUGUUCAGAAUGUACAAUGGCGACUUGUCCAGAGAUUUCAGUCCUCGUCCCAUCUGGCCCAAGAUUGUGAGUAGGGUACUGCUUGACCAAGGUUUUCUUGAGACCUCUUUGCCCGGCACUCUCUGGGGGCUGGGCUACCAAUAGCACCGUGGGGAUGCAGCCGAAUAGCCAUGGCUGAUCACGAACAUAUCGAUCUCGCUCUGCAGUGGAACGACGUGACUACGCCAGGCCGAUAUGCGAUCCAUGGACCUGGACACAAAGAAGGAGAGCGCAUCCAUUGGGACCAUGCGCAAGGACAAUGGGUGACGACUCGAGAGGAGGAAGCAGCUCUCUUGAAGAAGAUUGCCUCUCCCCGCACGCAUUAG
Messenger RNA from Ceraceosorus bombacis, 767 nucleotides. The record is from the annotation of a GenBank genome assembly. NCBI's taxonomy places the organism in Eukaryota, Fungi, Basidiomycota, Exobasidiomycetes, Ceraceosorales, Ceraceosoraceae.